GGUGCGCAAUUUAUUUCUGCGUGAAUUUGUUUUCCUUUUCUUGUUAUUUGUAGUUGUUAAUAUUACGUUGCAAGAUAAAACAAAAGUCUAAUUUCGAGUGCACUUCCUGUUUCCGGAAGUGACGUAAUGCAGCAGCGCGAUAGGAAACAGCCACGCGUUACCGCGAAGUUAAAAAGUUCAAGUAAAUUACCCCGUUUGUUCACUUUCAGGCCAAAGUGGUAUGUAUGUUUUGUAAACCCAAGUUUAUCUCCUGACGAUGGCGAGUCAAGGCGGGCCAGAACUCCUCAGCAUUAAAGAAGAGGAUUUGUGGACAGGUCAUGAUGGGGAGCAUGCGGAGUCUGCCAUCAGCAGUUUUCCUUACACUAAUAUGCUUGUGAAGAGUGAGGAUGACAACGAAGCUCAGGCCUCGCAGCUUCAUCACAGCCCGAGUGAAGAGAAGACAAGCAACAGAGGACUGCACGGUGAAGCAGGAGUAUCGCAACCAGAUAGUGUUGCUCCGUCGUCAGAUACGGACGAAGUGACGUCACACUCGUCUGAUUACAUCACGGACCACAGCGACGACGGCAAAGAAUCUCCCAAGGUGAUCCGCAAAGCUAAAAAACACAACAGCUGCUCCGAAUGCGGUAAAGCUUUCCGUAGCCAUGCAAUUUUGACCCGUCACAUGAAAAGACACACGGGGGAGAAACCUUACGCGUGCUCGGCCUGCGGCAAAGCCUUCAGCCGGCGAGACUCCCUGGUCUCGCACAUGCGGUCCCACACCAAAGAGAAAACUUUCACCUGCUCAGUUUGCACAAAAACCUUCCGCCACCGACAAAACUUGUCCACUCACCAGAGAAGUCAUAACGGCAAGAAACGCUUUAGCUGCUCGCAGUGCGGCCGGGCCUUCUCCGCCAAGGCGAACUUGAUGCGGCACACUCUGGUGCACACUGGAGAGAAACGCUUUUUUUGCUCUGUAUGCAAUAAACGUUUCACCACAAAGCGGAACAUGAUGGGACACAUGCGGAGCCACACGAGCGAGAAGCCCUUCUCCUGCUCUGUCUGAAGCAAGACUCUUAUGAACUCUCAGGAAUCAGGAUUAUUCUAACAUUUGAACCAAAAUAAAAAUAUGAACCAA
Messenger RNA from Syngnathus acus (greater pipefish), 1114 nucleotides. RefSeq names its product zinc finger protein 2 homolog. Lineage: Eukaryota; Metazoa; Chordata; Actinopteri; Syngnathiformes; Syngnathidae. The transcript has 2 exons. The record is from RefSeq and is a predicted model, not a curated record. Gene Ontology annotation, cellular component: nucleus. The coding region runs from base 257 to 1042 and encodes 261 amino acids.